UUUUGGAGCGCACACCUUCUGCUGAGUAUCCUGAUUUUUGAGAACUUUUUCUUCUUUGAUUUUAUCUGCUGAGUAUCCUUGUUUUUGAGAACUUUUUCUUCUUUGAUUUUAACCUGUUAGAGGAGACAAUGACUUCAACCGUUGAGAAAGAUCGUCGCAUUGUCUACUGCCUGAUUUGCCAGAAGCCACAGAACAUGCUGCCAGCCCACUUGUCCAGAGUGUGUUUGAAAAAUAGCACACCUGAACAAAGAUGUUCUGAGCUGAAAAGGGCAAAGGAGUCCAUGAAAAAUUGGACCCGCCAGGCAAGGAUAUGGGAAUACCUGGACAUGGUUAAGCGGUACCCAGACAAAACCUCUCGUCUUGCACUGGUGGCAGAUCUUCAAGAAAGGGGCUUUUUUGUAAGAAAUGCACCACAACCCGAAGACCUGGAUUCAAAUGUGGCAAAAGACCAACAACCCUCAUCCAGUUCAGUCAUAAAAUCUGAACCAAUGGAAGAGACUGCCAAUUUGGAAAACAACGAGGAUGCGGAUGAUCCAUCGUGGCAAAAGGAGCCAGCACAGCCACCAACGUCUAGUGUCCGAGAACGCACGAAUGAGAUGGGCUUGCAUAAAAAAUUCCCAGACCACAACAAAAUGCUGGUUGACUCACCUCUGGAGCCUCCAAAGAGCUUUGAAGAGUUCAUCUCUGUUUUUCCCAUUGCACUGAAUGGGCAACCACCUACCAAAAUUCAGCGGACUGAUGCAGGCUUUAAUGCAGAUCGCUGUUUUUAUGAUAAGUGGAGGGCCACUCAGUUUGCAAAACGGGAACGUUACAUGUUGUCUAAAUUUUACAGACAUCCUCCUACCGUCUCCAAGGUAACAAAGUUGAUCCAACGUGAGGGGUGGACAGCAAACUACCCACAGCCUGAAGAUAUUGUGGGCAAGUGGAAGCCGGCACCAAAAUGUCAACUGAAGGAGGACCCGAGGAUUUUAAAGAGGGUUGUGGAUCAGAAAUGGUCUGGGAUCGCUAUAAAAGAUUUUGAGGACAAACGAGGACAAGGAGUUGUUGCCACCAGACGAUUCGUGAGAGGAUCUGUCAUCUGCGAUUAUCACUGAGAGAUCAUUCCUGCAAAGCAAGGGAAGAAAAUGAUGCAGAACAUUACAGAUGACAUGGGAUAUCUUUUUUUCUUCUCAACACUGGCUAAUGAGAACCUGUGCAUUGAUGCACAGACAUUUCCCUGCAAAUGUCACCCUGACAUGCAAACGUUUGGGAGGAAAUUUAAUCAUUCAAGCAAAAACGCCAACAUGAAGCCAUGGCUCUGCUCUAUGAAGUUUCAAGAUGGAGAGAGACCUGUGAUUUUGCUCAUCGCCAAAAAAGACAUCGAAAUAAACGACGAACUGAAAUUUGACUAUGGUGUAAACCGGAAGUCGUUUCGGGGAGAAGGACUUGACUUGGAAUGGCUGGAUGAUUGAAGCGACAUAGUCAGCCUUUCACAAACGACCAAUAUGACUCAUGUAUGAAGAUCUUACCUGUAAAGAUAAAUGUGAUACUGCUGAAGAUUUGUUGUAUGAUUGUCAAUUAAUCUGUUGUUAUCAAAAUAAAAAUGGAGAGAACCAGUAAUGAGCAUUGAUCAUUUUGACUAUGGUUGCAAUUAUGGUAGUAACGUAAACCCUGAUAUUUACACCAAGCUCAAUCUCUUAGUGAGCAGGGAUAUUUUGAUAAAACAGCGGUUCUGUGUAUUUGUAG
This is a messenger RNA of Nothobranchius furzeri (turquoise killifish), 1725 nucleotides long. The record is from RefSeq and is a predicted model, not a curated record. NCBI's taxonomy places the organism in Eukaryota, Metazoa, Chordata, Actinopteri, Cyprinodontiformes, Nothobranchiidae.